Drosophila arizonae is the source of this 785-nucleotide messenger RNA. RefSeq lists its product as uncharacterized. The record is from RefSeq and is a predicted model, not a curated record. NCBI's taxonomy places the organism in Eukaryota, Metazoa, Arthropoda, Insecta, Diptera, Drosophilidae.
UUGUAGAACAAAUUUCGUACCGGCUUCCUAAGCAUAAAAUGUCUUACCUACGAAAAGGCAAUAAAAACGCUGUUGAAACGGACUCAGAGGACGAGGACUAUGCGAAGCUACGUUUGUUUGCGGAGGCUACUGAUCACACACUGCUCAGAAAUGAUAUGUAUAAGAAGGAACUAACUGUAGAAAGUUCAGGUGAAGCGCCGGCAGUUGCGUCUCCACCAAAAGCUUUGCCCAAAAGCGAGCGCUACCUGGCAGAUGAAGAUGCAGCUCCCGCUAGUGAUCUGCAAAUCAGUAAGGAAAUGCAAACACAUCUGUGGGGCAAACUGAGUGCGAUCAUACAAAAUCAAGUUGAAUACUGUGAGAAGAGUGAUCAGCCAGCCAACGGAUCGGAGGAGGAGAAGGAGAAUGGUUGGUUCAGUCAGGUUAAACUGCUGUCCAAUGCCGAUUGCUAUGUUGUUGAUGACAUAGAGCCGAAACCUGGUCCACAGAAGAGGCCCACUAUAAAGAGGCGCCUGCUGGAAGCCGACGAAGAGCAGGCGAAGACAGACGCCGCUCUUGCUGCCGUUGUCGUUGAUGGCGACUCAAUACUUAGCGGCCGGGAUAUGCAAAGCUGGGCGCCACGCAAGUCACGCAAAGAUAAAUUCCUUGAGUAUAAAGCUACUGAUGCACUGGGCCACAAGUUGCAGGCGAUUGAGCCCACAAACGAGUUCACCAAACAGCGACGCAAAAACAACUGGAACGAGACAAAGAUCGGACAAAGAUGCCGCAAUAAACAGAAAAAAUCUUAG